This is a messenger RNA of Phytophthora infestans T30-4, 1197 nucleotides long. RefSeq names its product dual specificity phosphatase, putative. NCBI's taxonomy places the organism in Eukaryota, Oomycota, Peronosporomycetes, Peronosporales, Peronosporaceae. The transcript has a single exon. Bases 100 to 1197 code for a protein of 365 amino acids. Gene Ontology annotation, cellular component: cytoplasm. The record is from RefSeq and is a predicted model, not a curated record. Gene Ontology annotation, biological process: protein dephosphorylation; negative regulation of MAPK cascade. Gene Ontology annotation, molecular function: MAP kinase tyrosine/serine/threonine phosphatase activity; protein tyrosine/threonine phosphatase activity.
AUCAGUUGCGCGCUUGGUGGCGGCUACAGGCACUUUCGGACAGCAUUGCUAUUGCGUGGAAGACAAUUUUUCAGCAAUUUGCAGCAGUACAAUCAAGGCAUGGGCGAGACGCAGCUCGGACAAGUGGCACCAGCGAAUAGCUGCAAGAAUGAGGCAAUCUCCACCCUCUGCAAGAAGCGCUCACUGCGACGGCGGAUAGUGGACAGCCGCUGGUUAUUCAACAAUAUCCACGUAGGCGAGGUACUCAUCGACUGCCGCUCGACCGAACAGCACCAUACUAAUACGGUGCUGGGGGCCAUCAAUGUGCCACCACCGGAGGACAGCAAAAACAGCAGCUGCGACGAGUACAUCGAAAAGUUAGGACUACCGUCUGCCAAGCGCUCGCUGCGAGACUUCCUUCUCUUCGCGGAAGAGGAAGACGUUGUGAACCCGGAGUCGUGGUUGCAUAAGCUAGAGCAAUUCUUCAUUGACGAAGGACGAGCUGCCAGUAUUAAAGUGCUCUGCGAGGGGUUUAUGAAGUUUUACAAGCGCUACCCGUUCUACACUCCGGUGGGCAUCGUUGACGACGGCGUGCUGCACAGCGGCGACCACCAGGUUUCGUAUCCAAAUGAAAUUGUCGACAAUUUUUUAUUCCUCGGGAAUAUGUGGCAGGCCCAGUGCAAACAAGUAUUCCAGGACCUUGGAAUCACUCAUGUGGUGAACGCGACCCGCAAGGUGGACAACGUCUUCGAGAAGGACGGAGUCAAGUACUUCAAUGCCAAGCUGGAUGACAAGCCUGACGCGAACAUCACGCAGUUCUUCAAUUCAACAUACGAGUUCAUCGCAUUAGCUCAGCGCUCGACGACUGCGGACGGCAAACCCUGUCGGGUGCUAGUACACUGCACGCAUGGAAUCUCGCGAUCAGCGACGCUAGUGAUCGUGUACGUCAUGCGAGCUUAUCAUUGGUCGUUGGCGCAGGCGUUCAACUUUGUGCGCUCAGGCCGCGGCGUAGUCGUCCCGAAUGAAGGGUUCUUGCGUGCACUGCAGCGAGAGGAGAAGCGACUGCUCCACAACAAGUGCAGCGUGACAGAAGGCGAGCUUGACCUGUUGACGAGCGGCAGUCUGCCGAGCCAACCAGCAAGGUUGCAGAGGCGGACGUCUCCGUUGAUAGAGCUGGCAGCAGAACCAUCCAAGGACGGCCAGUGCUCUGUCAUGUGA